AUUUGCGAGUUCAGUGACAACGCGGACGCGUACGCAUCGGGAGCCUUAAGCCAGCGGGCGCGCUUCUAUCGUUCGAAAACUUCGAUGAGUGUGUAACGACAACAACAAUAUCGCAGUGUUACUGUUGCUGUUGCCGUUAUAUUCGCAUUACCUAUACCGCCAUCGGAGUGGUGGAGUUUUUACAAUAUGUUUGGUAAUAAAUGGCGGGACAACUUGAAAAUCGUGUUACUACAUGCAAUCAUAUUUAGUAAAACGUUUGAUUAGCUUUCUAAAUGCAGUUUUGAUCUGUCUUUUACAUGAUGUAAGAUAAUCCUAAGCACUGGAAACAUGUCAGAGUACAUAGGGUUUGGUAGUUUACCGGACAUAGUACAUCGAAAAACUGUCAAAAAAGGAUUUGAAUUUACUUUGAUGGUAGUCGGUGAAUCUGGUUUAGGAAAAUCAACACUUAUAAAUACAUUAUUCCUGAGUGAUCUAUACAAGGAACGAAAUGAAUCUAAUUAUGAACCUCCCCAGACCGCAAAAAUUGAAAAGAAAACGUUAUGUAUCGAAGAACAAGGAGUUAAGUUAAGACUAACCGUUGUCGACACACCUGGUUUUGGUUCGUCUUUGAGCAGUGAGGAUUGCAUUCGAUCAUGUUGCGAAUAUGUGGACGAACAAUUUCGUGCAUAUUUCGCUGAAGAAAGCGGUAUUGUCAGAAAGAACAUAGUUGACAAUCGUGUGCACUGUUGUCUUUAUUUCAUACCCGGUCAUUGUCACAGCUUGAGACCAAUAGACGUAGAAUUCAUGCUCAAUAUCCACGAAAAAGUCAACGUCAUACCAAUCAUAAGCAAAGCGGAUAUGUUGACUGAAAAAGAAAAAAUACAAAUCAAACAACGAAUAAAUGAUUCUAUCAAGUCCCACGAAAUAAAGAUUUAUCAACUACCGGAUUGCGAUAGUGACGAAGAUGAAGACUUCAAACAGCAGGACAAAGAAUUGAAAGCAUGUUUACCGUUUGCUGUAGUCGGAAGUAACACGGUUUUGGAAGUUAACGGGAAAAAAAUACGAGGAAGGCAAUAUGACUGGGGUAUAGCAGAAGUGGAUAACCCAGCCCAUAGCGAUUUCACCAAACUUCGGAAUAUGCUAAUAUCCACACAUAUGCCCGAUUUAAAAGAAGUCACUGAGGAUGUUCAUUAUGAAAAUUUUCGCACACAGUUGAUUUCAAAAAUAUCGCAACAAGCAUUUAAAGAUAGAGGAAAACUAAAAAGAGAUUCAAUACCAAAACUGCUACCAGCACUCGAUGAAACGGAUAUUUUAUUGAUUCAAAAAGAAGAAGAAAUCCGCCGUAUGCAAGACAUCCUCGUCCAAAUGCAAGACAAACUUAAGACCAACAAUGAAAAAAGCAAUCAUAACCUUUACUUAGCAGCUCAAAAAUCACUGGAAAAUGAAAACAAAAAAAUUGAAAACGUUAUCAACGUUUAAUGUUAAGUAAUAAUAAUUAAUAUAG
Messenger RNA from Melanaphis sacchari, 1483 nucleotides. Its product is annotated as septin-2A-like. The record is from RefSeq and is a predicted model, not a curated record. The transcript has 10 exons. Gene Ontology annotation, molecular function: molecular adaptor activity; GTP binding; GTPase activity. Bases 328 to 1458 code for a protein of 376 amino acids. Gene Ontology annotation, cellular component: cell division site; septin ring; septin complex. Lineage: Eukaryota; Metazoa; Arthropoda; Insecta; Hemiptera; Aphididae. Gene Ontology annotation, biological process: cytoskeleton-dependent cytokinesis; regulation of exocytosis.